CUCUUUUCCUUUUUUUUUUCUCCCUCCUUCUCUCACGUAUUUUUUUUCCAAGAAAUAUCGCGUUAUCAUUUAAACGCACUUUUAUUGACUUGACAAGUAUGGAAGUAUGCAGACACCAAAUACAAUAUAAUGGUUUAUGCGCCAUUUGUGGCUCUUUAUUGGACAUAAAUCCAGAGGAUCCAGCAGGAGUGACAAAAAGUUAUGCAAACAGUAAAUUUGAUGUAGGAUAUGAUACAGUGGGUUUGACUGUCAGCCGAGAAGAAGCAGAAAGAUUAGAAGCAGAAAAUGCUAAAAGACUACUUCAAUCUCGGAAAUUAUCAUUGAUUCUCGACUUGGAUCAAACGAUAUUACACGCAUCGUGGGAUCAAAAUUUAACUAAAUACAAAGAUGCUGAUAUACGUCAAUUUGUAUUACCAAAAAGCGAUAUUGUAUAUUACAUCAAAUUAAGACCUGGGUUAGAGCAAUUUCUCAAACAAGUGGACGAGCUGUAUGAACUUCAUAUUUAUACGAUGGGAACAAGAGAUUACGCAGAAGCAGUAGCCAAAGAAAUAGAUCCAAAUGGCUCUAUUUUCAAGGAGAGAAUUUUAUCAAGAGAUGAAAGCGGAAGUGUUACACAAAAGAAACUACAACGACUAUUCCCGUGUGAUACAUCCAUGGUAGUUGUGCUGGAUGAUCGUUCAGAUGUUUGGAGUUUUGCACCUAAUCUCAUUCGUAUAAAACCAUACGAAUUUUUUGUGGGCACAGGGGAUAUUAAUAACGUCAGUAAUGGUGCUUCUAAAGAGAACAUUACACAAGCGGUGGCUGAAAAAAACGACGAUCUCUUAAAAGAUGAUGAUAGUGAGCUUAUGACUAUACUAGAGAUUCUUAAAGAGGUUCACCGAGAAUUCUAUUCUAGACCUAUUCAAGAUAAAGAAACAGAUGUUACGCAUAUUAUACCCAAGAUGAAAAAGCGAGUUUUGGCCGAAAUCAAGAUUACCUUUUCAGAUAAAAUACUUUCUUCCCAACAUAUCAAGGAUCCAAGUUUAUCCUGGAUUUGGCAAAUGGCCACUUCUUUCGGAGCUACAUGCUCAGUUGACUUAACUGGUAAAACUACCCAUCUAAUUGCUAUUAAUACAAGCAAGAGCAAAGUAAAAGCAGCAAGAGAAUAUGGCCAUAAUAUCCAUAUUGUUACUCCUGCUUGGUUAUUGGACAGUACAGCAAGAUGGAAAACUCAGCCUGAAGAAAAUUAUGCAUUGCCAGAGAUAGAUGUAGAACAUCCAGAACAAAUUUUACUUGAUUUAGAAUCCCUUAGUAGUGAAAUGACUACACCACGAAAAGAAAAGGAAGAAGAGGAGGAGGAGGAGGAAGAUUUGAUAGAAAACAUCAAUUGGGAUGAAGCUAACCGAGAAGUGGAAGAGUUUAUUAACGAAAGUGGGAUCGAUGACGUCUGGGGAGACACAGACUCGGAUACUGUAGAUAGUCCUUUACCUACACAACCAACAUGGAAACGAAAGCGAGAGAGUGGCGGAGAAAGUGGCGGAGAUGGGUCUGAAGAUGAUGAGACCACUUCCACUGGUGGUAGUCUGUUGGCAAGAAGAAGAUUAAAGGCUUCUAGAAGAGGCAAAUCUCAUUUAUCAAAAGUAACAACUGCACCGAGUUCACAAUGCACAAGCGGGAAUACAUCUGACAAUGAAGAUAGUUCACUAGAUGCCUUUGUGGGUAUUCUCGAUCGAGAAUUGGAAUAAAUAAAUUUAAUAAAAAAAAACUAUAAAAAGCCAUG
Gilbertella persicaria is the source of this 1759-nucleotide messenger RNA. RefSeq lists its product as uncharacterized. Gene Ontology annotation, molecular function: RNA polymerase II CTD heptapeptide repeat phosphatase activity. The record is from RefSeq and is a predicted model, not a curated record. Gene Ontology annotation, cellular component: nucleus. The transcript has 10 exons. Bases 99 to 1724 code for a protein of 541 amino acids. Lineage: Eukaryota; Fungi; Mucoromycota; Mucoromycetes; Mucorales; Choanephoraceae.